UUUCAAGUCCGCCUUUCCUCGCCGAAUCCACACCUCCAUCAAUGUUCUUGUUCGUACAGAUCCACUCUCCAAUCCCUUUGCCCUAAUUACCAAAUACAGAAAAUAAAUAAAUUAAAAUAGAAAUAAAAUAACAAAUGUUGUGCCCCCAAACUCCUCAAAUUUCCAAUUUCGCCCCACAAUUCGAAGAAAACACUCCCACCUCGAAUUCGCUCUCCUUCACCGAUCGACCGUCUUCUCUGCGCCUCAAAUUUUCUCGCUUCGAAUUCAACUUGUCUUAGGUUCCAGUUCCGAUUCAUGCCUCGAAUUGUAGCCAAUUUCUGUGAUUUGACCAUUUUCGACCCGAACUAGGUUUCAACAGCUCGAGUUCCCGAAGAAAUUGACGCCAUUUUCGCUCUCCGUGAGCUUCUCCGACGUCGCUUUGCUGGGGCUUUAGUUAAAGCUUUGGUCUUUGAGAAGUUACAAUGGACUACGGGCUCUCUGAUAGCAGUGGUACAGACGAUGAUCUUCCCCCUUCUCAUCAAAAUAGAUUCCAGCGAGGAGGUCGUGCUUCUGGAAAUGGAAGAUCUGCACCAGUUGGUUCUGCUCAGAUGCCUAGGAUCCAUGGUGACAUGGAAACCCAGAUUCACCACAUUGAGCAAGAAGCAUACUGUUCAGUUCUUCGAGCCUUUAAAGCUCAAUCUGAUGCUAUCACUUGGGACAAGGAGAGCUUAAUUACGGAAUUAAGAAAGGAGUUAAGAGUAUCUGAUGAGGAACACCGGGAGCUUCUGUCCAGGGUUAAUGCCGAUGAUAUGAUCCGGAGAAUAAGGGAAUGGAGAAAGGCAAGUGGGCUUCAACCAGGCAUGGGUAGUGCUCCUCAACCUGUUCACGACCCCAUACCUAGUCCAACUGUUUCUGCAUCGCGCAAAAAACAGAAAACGUCCCAGUCUGUAGCUUCAUUGUCUCUUGGAGCUCCGCCACCUGCACUGCCUCCCUCUAUGCAGCCGUCUUCAUCAGCUUUAAGACGAGGUCCUCCUCCUGGAGCUCGAACCAAAAAGCCAAAAUCAUCCAUGCAGUACCCUUCUACAGGUGUCACUGGAAGGGCCCAAGCGACUAAUCGGGGUUCCACAGGUGCCUUUGGAACAACUGAAGCUGCUGAGGGAGCAGCUUUUGAUCCGUUAAUAGGAAGAAAAGUUUGGACAAGGUGGCCUGAAGACAACCACUUCUACGAGGCCGUUAUAACUGACUACAACGCUCUUGAGGGUCGACAUGCUCUGGUUUAUGAUAUUAAUACAGCAGAUGAGACAUGGGAAUGGGUUAAUCUCAAAGAGAUAUCUCCUGAAGAUAUUAGGUGGGAAGGUGAAGAUCCUGGGAUUUCUCGUAAAGGUGGCCGCCCUGGACCCGGCCGAGGGAAUAAGAAAUCCAUGACACGUGGUGGUGCAGUUCCUGGCGCUGGAAGGGGUAGAGGGACCACAAAGGGUCAAUCAAAGAAAGAUUUCCCUUUACAACAGAAUGGCAUUGGGAAGAAGGGUAUGGGUGAUAUAGAAAUACUUCACACGGACACGUUGAUUAAGGAGGUUGAAAAAGUUUUUGGGGCUAGCCAUCCUGACCCUAUGGAAAUUGAGAAGGCAAAAAAAGUGCUGAAAGACCAUGAACAAGCUUUGGUCGAUGCAAUUGCGAAGCUUGAAGAUGCAUCUGACGGUGAAAGUGAAGCAGAUGAGGGAGAUCAUCCAUUCUCUCAAGGGCAAUCAAUGGACCAUGAACGAGGAUGGAGGAAACGGCAGUUUGAUGAGAUGGGCGAAGGACGACCAGUUGAAGGUCCAAAUGGUGAUAAAAUGGCUAGGGAUGGAAGACUUGUACCGGAUGAUCAGCGUUACGACGGUGAUGACGUGUAACACUUGGGGCCUUGGGAUGUUCGUAGCGCCCAAUUACAUAUGUAUUUGUAGUGUGCCAUAUGCUAAUUUAGUGACUCAACUAGGUUGAUGACCCUUCUGUUGUAUUUCAUUUGCUAGGAGUAGGCUUUAUUUCAUUGUAAGUUUUAACUUAAAAGCAGGGAGAAUGUUUCGUGUAAAAAAAUUUUUGUAACAAACGACACUUGGUUUAUGUAAAGAUUGUUCUAAUUAUGGCCGCUUGUUUCUCCCUCUAUCGCCAUAUGUAAUUAUAUAUCAUUUGGCUA
Molecule: messenger RNA, 2152 nt
Organism: Morus notabilis
Lineage: Eukaryota; Viridiplantae; Streptophyta; Magnoliopsida; Rosales; Moraceae
Product: protein EMSY-LIKE 3
Exons: 10
Coding region: 462-1871 (469 amino acids)
Biological process (GO): defense response to fungus
Cellular component (GO): nucleus
Source: RefSeq, a predicted model, not a curated record